AUGCCUAUCAGCCGGAACGUUGCCGUUGUGCAUGAUAUAGCGACGACUCCUGAGCAGCUGGAUGCAUUUAAGCGUGCGUGCCCCAACUCAUGUAAUUUCUUUCCUGUGAAGGAUGCGGUUCAGCUGCAGUGCGUAGUGCAGCAAAUCUACGCUGCGAGUCCCUCCACGUACGGUGCUGUGGUCAAUCUCUGCGCAGACAGAUCGGGCGGCGCCAACGAUGGCAUCACGUCCGCACUGGCUACUCUCUUGCUUCACCACGCGUCGCUGCCCUACACAGGGUGCCGUGCUACGACACUCAACCACCCGUUCGACAUUCUUCUCAUGAUGCUCUUCUACGCAGAGGUGCCGCUGCCGCCGUUUGCAAUAGUCGAUUCUGUGGAGGCCGCGGGGCGCGCGGCGCACCGGCUCAAGGCUCCGGUUCAGAUCCGCAAUACGUGCGGGCUGUUUGGACUCUACCAUGAGUGCUGUACAAUGCAGGGUGACAUGGAGGCGACCCUGGUACGCACUUUUCAUGAGCACGGAAAGAUCGUCGCGUGGGAGGUGAACGCGUCCAAGGAGCGUGCGGUGCGCGUGCUGGUCGCUGGCGGCUCGGUGAAGGGGGCGGCGGCCGCCAUUCCACUUGAGUCUUGCGCGGCGGCACCAUCGUGGGCUGCGCACGCAGAAGAAGUCGCGCGGCGUUAUGGUGCGGCGGUCAGUCGGUACGUCUUGUACGACUGCGGCGUGGCGUCUCUGACGCUUAACACGUCGAAAGAAGAGCCUGACAAGUGGUACUUCGAAGAUAUUGUGCUGAAUCCUGCCAUUGCUCACCUCAUGGUGCAGGAAGCUGUACCAAACUUGCUGUCGGAGGCACCGAGCACCGCAGAGUUGGUCGCCUCGCUGCUCGCAGAGGCGCAAAAGUGCCACCCGAGUCCAACCUUUGAAAUCAAGCUGCACGCGGACUCUCGAAAAGGGUACCACCUGUGUGCUGCCAAGACUCUUCGCAAGGGUGACGUGGUGUUCGAGGAUGAGUGCCGCAGCUUUGCGAUGGUAACGCGUCCGUACGUGGAGCAGCACUGGGAUGAUCCACUCAAGAAGAGGUUUACUGAGUACGCGUGGCCGCUGGACUCCGAGGGCCACUUAUACGCCAUCUGGGAGGAAGACCCGCAGCGGUGGCGGCCCGUCAAUCACUCAUGCGACCCAAACUGCAUCUUCGCCGCACCACACUCCCUCAACGUCAUCGCAGCGCGCGAGAUUGCAGCCGGUGAAGACUUGAGCAUGGACUACGCCACCUUCUGCGACGGAACAAUGAAGCCGUUCAGGUGCCUCUGCGGCGCGGACUGUUGCCGUGGUCUGAUCACCACCGAUGCAGCCUCACUCAUCAAAUACGGCGAGCACUCGUGGCUGCGAAAGGUGCCGUCAGCUGUGAAGCCUCUUCUUCCUUGA
Leishmania braziliensis MHOM/BR/75/M2904 is the source of this 1422-nucleotide messenger RNA. Its product is annotated as putative SET domain protein. Gene Ontology annotation, molecular function: protein binding. Bases 1 to 1422 code for a protein of 473 amino acids. The transcript has a single exon. The record is from RefSeq and is a predicted model, not a curated record. Lineage: Eukaryota; Euglenozoa; Kinetoplastea; Trypanosomatida; Trypanosomatidae.